UUGCAGGCCACAAAGAGCAAGCCCGCCGAAGAGAGCGAUGCGCCCGCGACCAAGAGAGCCCCCAUCUUCUAUGGCAGCUUGGAGGAGAAGGAGAGGGAGCGUCUGGCGAAAGGCGAAUCGGGGCUGCUGGGAAGGGAGGGGAUGAAGGCUGCGCUCGAGGCCGGCAACAUCAACAUCAGCAGCGGUGAGGUCUUUGACCUCGAAGACCACAUGAGCGAGCGGCAGGCGGAGGUGCUGGCUGAGUUUGAGCGCAGGAAGCGAGCCCGGCAGAUCAACGUCUCCACUGACGACUCUGAAGUGAAAGCCUGCUUGCGAGCGCUGGGGGAGCCCAUCACGCUCUUUGGAGAGGGUCCUGCAGAAAGGAGGGAGAGGCUAAGAAAUAUCCUUUCGGUGGUUGGCACAGAUGCAUUAAAAAAGACCAGGAAAGAUGACGACAGGUCUAAAAAAUCCAGAGAAGAGUAUCAGCAAACCUGGUACCACGAAGGACCACGCAGUCUGAAAACAGCGAGGCUGUGGCUUUUUUUUUUUUUUCUCCCCAGGGCAGCGAAGCGGCUGGAAGAAGCACGGCUGCUCAAAGAGAUUCCGGAGGCAACCAGGACGUCGCAGAGACAGGAGCUACACAAAUCCCUGCGAUCCUUAAAUAACUUCUGCAGUCAGAUCGGAGACGAUCGCCCGCUGUCCUACUGCCACUUCAGCCCCAAUUCCAAGCUCCUCGCUACGGCCUGUUGGAGCGGGUUGUGCAAGCUCUGGUCCGUGCCUGACUGCAACCUUGUUCACACCUUACGAGGACAUAACACCAACGUGGGAGCAAUAGUCUUCCAUCCCAAAGCCACCAUCUCCCUAGACAAGAAGGAUGUUAACCUGGCCUCGUGUGCGGCUGAUGGGUCUGUCAAACUCUGGAGCCUUGAAAGUGAUGAACCGGUGGCAGAUAUCGAAGGACACAACAUGAGAGUGGCACGUGUGAUGUGGCACCCGUCUGGGAGGUUCCUGGGUACUACCUGCUACGAUCACUCGUGGCGCCUGUGGGACUUGGAAGCUCAGGAGGAGAUUCUCCAUCAGGAGGGGCACAGCAAAGGGGUCUAUGACAUCGCCUUUCACACGGAUGGCUCUCUGGCUGGGACGGGUGGACUGGAUGCUUUUGGCCGGGUGUGGGACUUGCGCACGGGACGCUGCAUCAUGUUUCUAGAAGGCCACCUGAAGGAGAUCUACGGCGUUAACUUCUCCCCAAAUGGAUACCACGUUGCAACUGGCAGCGGUGACAACACUUGCAAGGUGUGGGACCUGCGGCAAAGGAAGUGCAUCUACACCAUUCCUGCCCAUCAGAACCUGGUGACGGGCGUGAAAUUUGAACCCCAUCACGGCAACUUCCUAUCCGUGGAGGCAUCUCCUGUUUAA
Molecule: messenger RNA, 1395 nt
Organism: Opisthocomus hoazin
Lineage: Eukaryota; Metazoa; Chordata; Aves; Opisthocomiformes; Opisthocomidae
Source: RefSeq, a predicted model, not a curated record